Alosa alosa (allis shad) is the source of this 288-nucleotide messenger RNA. Its product is annotated as MORN repeat-containing protein 1-like. The coding region runs from base 1 to 288 and encodes 95 amino acids. The record is from RefSeq and is a predicted model, not a curated record. Lineage: Eukaryota; Metazoa; Chordata; Actinopteri; Clupeiformes; Clupeidae. The transcript is spliced from 3 exons.
AUGGAGAGCACCUUCUCCGGUCAGUUCUCUGCUGGGGAACUUCAUGGCUUUGGAGUCUUCCAGCAUGGCAGUGGCGAGAGAUAUGAGGAACAGUUUGCAUGGGGUCUUAGAGAAGUAACUGUCUGGAUUGUAUUUGCUUUAUUGAACGUUGGUUACUGUUCUUCUGGACAUGGACUUCUACUGGACAAAGAUGGACACAGAUACAAAGGCUCUUUCCAUCAAAACAAGAGACAUGUAGAGGGACGUAUGCAUUACAGGUCAAGCAAACAGUGGAAUACAUUUAAAUAA